Molecule: messenger RNA, 1119 nt
Organism: Prunus avium (sweet cherry)
Lineage: Eukaryota; Viridiplantae; Streptophyta; Magnoliopsida; Rosales; Rosaceae
Source: RefSeq, a predicted model, not a curated record
AUGGCUUUCAAAGCUAUGCUCCUGCUUGCUACCAUUCUCUUAGUUACUGUUUCCGCAGAUGAACAUCCAGAGAAAAACGCAAAGUUUUGGGGGCUAUUUCCUUGGAUGGAUUGGGAUGAUGAACCACUAUUCAAUGACCCAAUCCCAAUUACGCCACGAUCUCCACCACCGCCACUGCCACCACCGCCACCACCGCCACCCAAAGCACCGGCUCCAGUACCACCUCCAGCGAAAGCACCUGCACCAGCUCCUGUGUCCCCACCACCUUCGACUCCGACUCGGAAAAAGGACGGCGAUGAUUCCUCUUUCCCAGGAGGCGUUAUUCCACCGUUCGUUCCAGUUACACCGGUCUUCCCAAUUGUACCGCCUGUUCCAAUAUCGGGCGGUGGAACCCAGAGUCCGAGCACAACUGGUCCCCCUCCCAACACCAAACCGUCACCCCCACCCGACACCAAAACCCCAAACAACUCCCGUCAAUGCACGUGCGCUCCUCCAGUUCCAGUAGUGAAGAACCCUAACCCUAAUCCUCAGAUCAAGGCCCCGCCUGCUCCACCCUCUCCCAUCACGUCCCCAUCCACUCCACCAUCUCCUCCGCUGAAGGCCUCGUCUCCACCUCCACCAUCACCACUUCCCAAAAGAGCACCGCCGCCGCCUUCACCUCCGAAGAAGAAGGCAUCGCCUCCACCACCACCGUCGGACGAGGAGGAGGGCGCACCGGAGGAGGCACCAGCUCCCUCGCCAACACCUCUGACGAAAGCACCAGCUCCAAUACCUCUAUUGAAAGCACCAGCGCCAAUACCUCUAGCGAAAGCACCGCUGCCGCCUCCACCUCCGAAGAUUAAGGCGGCACCAGCUUCCUCCUCAAAACCUCGUCCGAAAGCACCGCCUUCGAAACCUCUGGUGGACGCACCUGCUCCGAAACCUAAUCUGGUACCCAAAGCACCCGCUCCGAGGGCUAAUCGGGUGCCCAAAGUACCAGCUGCACAACCUCCACAAAAAGGACCGGCUCGGAGACCUAAUGGGGGACGGAGAGCACCUGCUCCAAAACCGGAUCGGGUGCGAAAAGCACCCGCUCCAGAACCGCUCGUGAAUGAACCUGCUCCGAUACUGCUACGCUGA